AUGUCCCACUUUGACGCGCUCACAAAGUGCUGGCACGGUCUCCGCCAGCCUCCGAUCCUGAAUCCGGCCGCCAGCCUCGGCCAGGUGAUCAUCAACCUGCUGGAGCGCACCCCGGACAAGGUGUUUGAGAUUUGUGCCGACAGCGGAGCGGAGUUCACCUGUCGAGAGCUACGCCUUCGGAUGAUCCGGGCGGCGCUCAAUCUGACCAAAAGGUAUGGCCUCACGAAGGGAGACGUGGUCUGCAUGGCCGUCGAGAAUAGCCCACGGGUGACGGCGUCCUUGCUGGGAUGUUUCUUGGUGGGAGCUCCUGCGCACGCAUUACACGCCCACUUCGAGGAGUCCGACCUGAUGCACCUGAUGGGCAUCACGAAGCCCAAGUUGGUGUUCUGCAACGGGCAUAACUUGGCCACGGUGAAGCGGUCGCUCGAUGGUAUCGGGUUAAACGCGCAGAUUCUGGUGUUGGACGCGCCGGAAACUGAGGAAACCCUGUUUUCACCCGUGGACAACGAAGACAAGUACCAACCACCUUACCUGGGCGAUUCGGACAAAACCGUGGCCGCGAUCGUAUGCUCCUCCGGAACCACCAACCUCCCAAAAGCCGUCUGCGUCAGCCACGCCCAGUUGAUCGCUCCGUACGUGCGCGUUACCGGCCUCGGAGUCGAAACCUUCCUCUGCUUCAGCUCGCUCUACUGGGGAUCGGCCUUCCAAAUGUUGAUGCUUGCCCUGUUCAACGGUGGAACGCGUAUCACCACCGCGAAAUCAUUCAGCCCAAGCUUCGCCGGAGAGCUGAUCGCCAAGUACCGCGUCACGACCAUCUUCACGCCACCGCCAAUGCUGGCGGACCUGGUUGACCACUGGGAGGCGAACCAGCUGCGGUUUCCUUCGUUGCGCAUCGUGGGCACCGGAGGAUGUGCCCUGCCGGAGGCGUUGCGGAAGCGAGCGGAUGCGCUGCUCAACCCGGAAGGGCGCGUGUUUUUGGGCUAUUCCAUGAGUGAGUUUGGCGGGAUUAUUGCGCUGGACAUGGUGCCCAGGGCGGGGUCCGUAGGAAUGCUGGCGACGAACGUGACGGCGAGGAUCGUCUCCGAAGACGGCACCCGCGUCCUCGGCCCCAACGAGGAGGGUGAAAUCCAAGCAUCGUACCCGCACCGCUUCAUCGGAUACUACGCCAACCCGGAGGAAACCGCUGCCUUCUUCACGCCGGACGGCUUCAUCCAAACGGGCGACAUUGGGCGCUUCGAUGCCGAUGGCUUCCUGUACAUUACGGACCGCCGCAAGUCGAUGAUUCGCUACCGCAACUUCCAGAUCGCUCCGGCCCAGCUGGAGGCGCUGAUCGUCGAGCUGGCCGGGAUUAGCCAAGCGGUGGUGGUCGGGCUGCCGGAUCCGAAGGUGGCCAGCAAUGACUUGGCGACGGCGCUGGUUGUGGUGCGGGGGGGCUCGGUUAGCGCGGAGGAGAUUGUGGCGCACGUGGACGGGCGGGUCCCGGACUACAAGCGGCUGCGGGGAGGAGUUUUUAUCGUGGAGUCGCUGCCGAGGACCGGCAACGACAAGAUCGAUCGACGACGGGCCACGAAGCUGGCACGAGGGCUUUCACAACUUUGUUGAGGGAGGGGUUUUGGCUUUUGUUUUUAGUUUACCCUUUUUAUUUUUGACUUUUUUUGUUUGUCAUG
Molecule: messenger RNA, 1667 nt
Organism: Culex quinquefasciatus (southern house mosquito)
Lineage: Eukaryota; Metazoa; Arthropoda; Insecta; Diptera; Culicidae
Product: 4-coumarate--CoA ligase-like 1
Exons: 2
Coding region: 1-1602 (533 amino acids)
Biological process (GO): long-chain fatty acid metabolic process; fatty-acyl-CoA biosynthetic process
Molecular function (GO): long-chain fatty acid-CoA ligase activity
Source: RefSeq, a predicted model, not a curated record